Molecule: messenger RNA, 1907 nt
Organism: Rattus norvegicus (Norway rat)
Lineage: Eukaryota; Metazoa; Chordata; Mammalia; Rodentia; Muridae
Gene: Fbxo5
Product: F-box protein 5
Exons: 5
Coding region: 126-1382 (418 amino acids)
Biological process (GO): negative regulation of cell cycle process; negative regulation of meiotic nuclear division; regulation of mitotic nuclear division
Cellular component (GO): nucleus; cytoplasm
Source: RefSeq, marked provisional
GAAAUUCAAAGAUUUUAAAAGUACCAGCUGGCGCCUUUUAAGAGCUACAGCUCGGCGCCGCGGCUAGCCACCUCUCUCUUGUGGUCGCCGCCACCUCACCUGCAUUGGAACCCAAGUUUUCCGGCAUGAGCCGGCGCGCCUGCGGUGAUCUCCCCCGGCCGUCCUCCUGUCUCUGCCCUCUUGACGCGCGGACGACCGUGGACGGUUGUAAAGAAGAAAGCCCUGUUCUUUCGGUUACCAUGAAGUGUUUUAAUUGCAACCCUGAUCUUUUGGAGCUUGAGGUGGUGAAGACUGAGGACAGUGGGAGGGAAGGUUCCUACAGUCCUGUGUGUUUGGAACCUUCCUGUGACAAUUGUGUUGGAAACCAUGAAAGAUUGUCUUUUGUCGAAUCACCAAUUGUGGGACAUGAUAACAAGGAAAAUCAACGUGUACAAAAUAUACUAGAUAGUUCAAAGGAAGUGGAAGAGCUGGAGGCCAGCAGACUGUAUGAGGACAGCGGCUACUCCUCAUUCAUACAGAGUGACAGUGACGAUGGCAUCCUUAUCCUGGAGAAUUUCAGAAACAGUUCCCAGGCCCAUCUGCUGCUGUCAUCGCAGAGCCCAGACCAGCAUCCCAACAAAAACCUGCUGCCUGCCCUGCAUUUUGAAAGAGUGGUUUGCUCAACAUUAAAAAAGAAUGGCAAGCGAAACUCUAAAGUGGAUCAAGAAAUGCUGAAGGAAGUUAUCGCCAGCGGAAACAUUACACUGCAAAAUAUAAUUGGCAAGAAAAUGGGCCUGGAACACCUAGAUAUCCUGGCUGAGCUCUCCCGGAGGGGAUGUAUGCACCUGUUAGCUAAUAUUUUCAUGAAGCUCAGCGGCAUGGACUUAAUAAAUUUGUCUAAAGUGAGCAGAAUUUGGAAGAAGAUACUAGAAAGCGAUAAAGGAGCAUUCCAGCAAUACAGCAAAGCCAUGCAGAGAGUCAUUGAAAGCAAUAAGUUGUCACUACAUGCUUCAACCAGAGGAUAUGUCGUGGGCAGAACUGCACUAACCUGUGUUCAAAAGUCAUCGACCUGGGCACCUCCCAAAAAUGUUCAACCCAGUCAACGUGGUCAGAGGGGUUCUGUCUACAGCCGGCACAAUGAGUUCCUGGAGGUGGCAAAGACAUUGAAAAACAACGAAAGCCUCAAAGCCUGUGUUCGCUGUAAUUUCCCUGCAAAAUAUGACCAUUAUUUAGAGCGAGCAGUCUGCAAACGGGAAAGUUGUAAAUUCGAAUAUUGUACAAAGUGUCUGUGUGCUUACCAUAACAACAAAGACUGUUUGAAUAGCAAGAACCUAAAAGCCAGCUGCAAAAUGGGUCCUUUGCCUGGAACUAAAAAGAGUAAAAAGAACUUACAAAGAUUGUGACCUUUUAGUCGAUCAACUGUACAUCGUAAGGGCUACUUUAAAAGAAAAAAAAGAAAAGAAAUCCGAUUUUAACUUAAAGUAAAUGUAAUGUUGAUCCCUUUUGUGAAUGGAGGACAUACAGCCUCUUAAAAUAAUCACAGCUUAAUGCUAAAAAAAUUAAAUGUCCAUAAAACACCAAGAUUGACUUAUGCAAAAUUUAUUUUAUCUAUUUGUAGUUACAUGCUAAGACAAAAUUGAUUGGACUUUUUGGCAAGUGAAGUCUGGAUUUUUUAUGGAGUCUUGAAAACAGAUGUGCUUCAGUGUUAGCCUCUGAGACACGUUUUACCAAAUUUGUAUUAUGUGCCUAUCAACUUGAGUCUGUCAAUUUAAAUGUUUGUCAGUAUGAGCUUUUCAGUGUUAAGUAUCCUUUGUAGAGUCCUGUUUAUUUCUGAAGUCUAUUUUAAUGUUUUUAUGUCUGUAAAUAUCUUAUUAUGUACCAAAGAAAAAAAUAAACAUAAUUUUGUUACGAUAAUCUUGUCAGAGGUU